CUAUGGAUAUACCUGUUAUGUUUAAAGAUGGAAAUCAGUCUAUUGAGAAGAGAAGAAUCCAGCAGCAAAGAGCAGACUCCCCUGGACCCAGCUGUGUCUCCAUGAAGAGUGAAUGGUCUAUGGAACAACCUCUUAACUUUAAAGAUGCAAUUCAGUCUAUUGAGAAGAGAAGAGUCCAGCAGGAGAGAGCAGACUCCCCUGGACCAAGCUGUGUCUCCAUGAAGAGUGACCGCUCUAUGGAGCAACCUCUUUACUUUAAAGAUGGAAAUCACCAACUUUCUAAUGAAAGACACCAGGAGAGGUCAAAGGUUACCAGUGCUCAGUCUGUACAGCAGCAUCAAGCAGAGAAGGAGAUGAACCAGGUGGAACUGGCCGACACACUGUGGGACGGAUCUGCUGCUGUCGAGUGCCAACAUAAAAUCAAGUCUCGUUUGGAGAAGAAGUCCAGGUGUGUGUUUGAGGGAAUCGCUAAAGCAGGACAGCAAACAAAUCUGAAUUACUUCUACACAGAGCUCCUCAUCACAGAGAGAGGCAGUGGGGAGGUCAACCAGGAACAUGAGGUCAGACUGAUUGAAACAGCUUCCAGGAAACCAGCCAAGAAGGAAACACUAAUCAGAUGUGAGGACAUCUUUAAACCCUUACCUGGACAAGAUAAACCACUCCGGACAAUCAUGACAAUUGGAGUGGCCGGCAUUGGUAAAACCGUCUUAACACACAAGUUUACUCUGGACUGGGCUGAAGGCAAAGCCAACCACAACAUACAAUUCACAUUUCUCCUCACUUUCAGAGAGUUAAAUUUACUGAAUGGGAAAGAGUUUAGCUUGGUGGAACUUCUUCAUCACUUCUUUAUUGAGACCAAAGAAGCAGGAAUCUGCAGAUUCGACCGGUUCCAAGUUGUCUUUAUCUUGGAUGGUCUGGAUGAGUGUCGACUUCCUCUGGACUUCCAGAGAAACCCGAUCUGGAGGGAUGUCACAAAGUCCACCUCGGUGGACCUGCUGCUGACAAACCUCAUCAGGGGCGACCUGCUUCCCUCCGCUCGCAUCUGGAUAACCACACGCCCUGCGGCAGCCAAUCAGAUCCCUGCUGAGUGUGUUGGUAUGGUGACAGAGGUGAGAGGGUUCACCGACCCACAGAAGGAGGAGUACUUCAGAAAGAGAUUCAUAGAGGAGACACUGGCUAACACAAUCAUCUCCCACAUCAAGAAAUCACGAAGCCUCCACAUCAUGUGUCACAUCCCAGUCUUCUGUUGGAUCACUGCUACAGUUCUGGAAGACUUCUUCAAAACAUCCCAGAUAGGAGAAGAGAUGCCCAAGAACGUGACUGAUAUGUACAGCCACUUCCUGAGGGUUCAGUCAAUACAGGGGGGCAGGAAGUAUCAUGGGAGAGCUGAAACAGAUCCAGACUGGAGUUCAGAGAGCAGGAAGAUCAUUGUUUCUCUGGGAAAACUGGCUCUUAACCAGCUGGAGAAAGGCCACCUGAUCUUCUACGAGGCAGACCUGGCAGAGUGUGACAUCGAUAUCAAAGCAGCCUCAGUGUACUCUGGAGUGUUCACCCAGAUCUUUAAAGAGGAGUGCGGGCUGUACCAGGACAAGGUGUUCUGCUUUGUCCAUCUGAGCAUCCAGGAAUUUCUGGCUGCCCUAUAUGUCUUUAUGUCAUUCAUCGACACGGGGGUCAAUCUGUUCUCAGGACAACCACAAACCCAGCAGUCUAAACUCUACCAGAGUGCUGUGGACAAGGCCUUAAUGAGUGAGAACGGACACCUGGACUUGGUCCUCCGCUUCCUCCUGGGCCUCUCUCUGGAGAGCAAUGCGAUUGUCCUACAAGGUCUGCUGAGAAAGACAGUAAGUAGCUCAAAGAGCAGUGAGGAAACUGUGUCUUACAUUAAGAAGAAGAUAGGUGGAGAUCUCUCUACAGAGAGAAGCAUAAAUCUGUUCCACUGUCUGAAUGAGCUGAACGACCGUUCUCUAGUGGAGGAGAUCCAACAGUACCUGACAUCAGGUAGACUCUCUGAAGAUUCUCUCUCUCCUGCUCAUUGGUCAGCUCUGGUCUUCAUCCUACUGUCAUCAGAAGAGGUGCUGGACGUGUUUGACCUGAAGAAAUACUCUGCUUCAGAGCAGGGUCUUCUGAGGCUGCUGCCAGUGGUCAAAGCCUCCAAAACAUCUCUGCUGAAUGGCUGUCAGCUGUCAGAGAGAUGCUGUGAAGCUCUGGCCUCAGUUCUCUGCUCCAAUUCUUCUCGUAUGAAAGAGCUGGACUUGAGUACCAAUGAUCUGCAGGAUUCAGGAGUGAAGCUGCUCUCUGCUGGACUGGGGAGUCCACACUGUACACUGAAAACUCUCAGCUUGUCUGGCUGCCUGGUCACACAGGAAGGCUGUGCUUCUCUGGCCUCAGCUCUGAGCUCCAACCCCUCCCAUCUGAGAGAGUUGGACCUGAGCAACAAUCACCCAGGAGACUCUGGAGCUGCGCUGCUCUCUGCUGGACUGGAGGAUCCACGCUGGAGACUGGACACACUCAGUGUGGAGCACGGAGGAGUGUGAAGGCUGAAACCAGGUGUAAAUAAAUGUACCCUGACCCUAAUCCUAACUUUUAAGCCGACCCCCACCCCUACCCUUCUUCCCCUACCAAAUGGGACAACCCUACCCUGUGACGUCAUCGGUAGUCCCUACCCUGUGACGUCAUCAUUAGUCAAAUC
Gadus morhua (Atlantic cod) is the source of this 2689-nucleotide messenger RNA. Its product is annotated as protein NLRC3-like. The record is from RefSeq and is a predicted model, not a curated record. Bases 3 to 2534 code for a protein of 843 amino acids. The transcript is spliced from 8 exons. NCBI's taxonomy places the organism in Eukaryota, Metazoa, Chordata, Actinopteri, Gadiformes, Gadidae. Gene Ontology annotation, molecular function: protein binding.